UGAAGCCUGACUUUUUUCAAUAAAACAUUGUGUACUUCUGGGCCUCCUGCUGCCCGAGCUCUGUUUCCCCUGGCGCCAAGGGAAAAAGGCGGAACUGAACCCAGGCCCAGAGCCUGCUCCAGCUCCAAGGCUGUGCCCCUUUCCCCACAACCUCUGGCCAUAGUCAUUGGCUAGACUGACCCUCCCACUGGCCCCGGGGCCCCUCCCACCGCCACUCCAGAUAAGGCCAGCCCAAGACUGCUUCACUGGGCAGUAGGCACUAGGGCUGGAAUGGGGCUGCCCGGUUCCCCAUGGCAGUGGGUGCUGCUGCUGGGGCUGCUAUUCCCCCCUGCCGCCUCCUUCUGGCUCCUCAAUGUGCUGUUCCCCCCGCAAACCACGCCCAAGGCUGAGCUCAGUAACCACACACGGCCCAUCAUCCUCGUGCCUGGCUGCCUGGGGAACCAGCUGGAAGCCAAACUGGAUAAACCAGAUGUGGUGAACUGGAUGUGCUACCGCAAAACAGAGGACUUCUUCACCAUCUUUCUGGAUAUCACUAUGUUCCUACCCCUUGGAGUAGACUGCUGGAUCGAUAACACCAGGGUUGUCUACAACCGCAGCUCUGGGCGUGUGUCCAACGCCCCCGGUGUGCAGAUCCGUGUCCCUGGCUUUGGCAAGACCUACUCUGUUGAGUACCUGGACAAAAACAAGCUGGCAGGUUACAUGAACACCCUGGUGCAGAAUCUGGUCAACAAUGGCUACGUGCGGGAUGAGACAGUGCGGGCUGCCCCCUAUGACUGGCGCCUGGAGCCCAACCAGCAGGAGGAGUACCACCAGAAGCUCUCUGGGCUGGUGGAAGAGAUGUAUGCUACUUAUGGAAAGCCUGUCUUCCUCAUUGGGCACAGUCUUGGCUGCCUGCACCUGCUCUAUUUCUUGCUGCGCCAACCCCAGUCUUGGAAGGAUCGCUUCAUUGAUGGCUUCAUCUCUCUUGGGGCUCCCUGGGGUGGCUCCAUCAAGCCCAUGCUGGUCUUGGCCUCAGGUGACAACCAGGGCAUCCCGAUGAUGUCCAGCAUCAGGCUGAAGCAGAAGCAGCGCAUAACAACAACGUCCCCCUGGAUGUUUCCCGACUACCGGGUAUGGCCUGAGGACCAUGUGUUCAUUUCCACACCCAGCUUCAACUACACAGGCCGUGACUUCCAGCGCUUCUUUGAAGACCUAUACUUUGAAGACGGCUGGUACAUGUGGCUACAGUCACGUAGCCUGCUGGCAGGACUCCCAGCACCUGGUGUAGAAGUGUAUUGUCUGUAUGGCGUGGGUCUGCCCACGCCCCAUACCUACAUCUUUGACCAUGGCUUCCCCUACACAGACCCCGUGAGCAUGCUCCAUGAGGAUGGCGAUGACACUGUGGCCACACGCAGCAGUGAGCUCUGUGCCCAAUGGAAGGGCCUCCAGCCACAGCCUGUGCACCUGCUGCCUCUGAACGGGACAGACCACCUCAACAUGGUCUUCAGCAAUCAGACACUAGAGCACAUCAAUGACAUCCUGCUGGGUACCUACCGACAUAGCACCUCUGUACCCACAGCUGCUAGCCCAGGGACCCCGCCCCCUGAAUAAAGAUCAUCCUUUGCUGCUGUAA
Myotis lucifugus (little brown bat) is the source of this 1612-nucleotide messenger RNA. It is a transcript of the gene LCAT, whose product is annotated as lecithin-cholesterol acyltransferase. Bases 271 to 1590 code for a protein of 439 amino acids. The transcript has 6 exons. Lineage: Eukaryota; Metazoa; Chordata; Mammalia; Chiroptera; Vespertilionidae. Gene Ontology annotation, biological process: lipid metabolic process. Gene Ontology annotation, molecular function: phosphatidylcholine-sterol O-acyltransferase activity. The record is from RefSeq and is a predicted model, not a curated record.